UUACAUGUUCUCACUCUCAGUACUGGGUACAUUGGUUUUGGCCUUUCUCUUUUUCAUUCACUCACGCCUCUUCUUGUGGUUGAAACCAACGUCAGAGCAGAGGCAGACUAUAAAAUAGCAAUCCUCCAAUCUACCGCUCUGAUACUAUGGACACUACUAAGCUCUGGUUUACGCUGCUCUGUGUUUGUGGCAGCUGGAUUUUGAGUCUGGCUGUAGACUGUGACUGGACCACCGAGUAUGAAUUUGAAAAUAGAUGUUGUAAAGCCUGCCCUUCAGGUGAGUAUCCCAAAGUGCCAUGUCAAAGGAACAACAAUGACAGUGUGUGUGAGAAAUGUUCACCAAACCUUGCUUCGGCUAAGGACAGAUGUUUCUGCAAAAAUAAUCAUUUAUGCAUGGAUGAUAAAUGUGACAAAUGUGAGCCCAGAACAAUAUGUAAACCUGGACAUCAACUGGAUAGAUCUGGUGCAUUUGAUUACUCUUUCAUUUGUAAGCCAUGUCCAAACAACACUUACAAUGAUGCUGAGGACAGCACGUGUAAAUACAUUACAAAGUGUGUAGAUGUUGGUGAGAUCUUCCCUGGAAACCAGACCCACAAUGCAAUUUGUACCCCUUCUGUUCCAAACAUAUCAUCAGUUACAGUUCACCCAGGCAAAUACGAAAAGGAGAUCCAUCCUACUCAUUCCUUCAUGGUGGCCUGUUUAACAGUCACAGUGUUGACCUGCCUGGUUUUUAUCAUGUAUACUGCUUUUCAAAUUUUCAAAUACAAGAUGCUCAUAAAAUUGAGAAAAAAACCGUGCACACAUGUAUUGCCCUCAGAUAGUUGCAAACUAUCCAAGGAAGAAAAAGGUGAGGAAUGUGACUUCAAGACAGAGGUAUCAGAAGAAUAUUGCAAGUGUGAUGUCUAUGGCAUUCCUUGAAUAUUCUCUGCAUGUGAUGUGAAGAACAUCCAAUGAAACAGACUUUCUUCAACUGACUGGAUUGCAUUUGCAAUAUAACAUCUAUAAAAACCUUUUGAUCAGUCAUAAUGCAGCUUUAAAGUUCAUGUUGGUGGUCUCUUUGCAUGUGGAGGGAGUAGUUUCUUAUUCUGUAUUUAUCUGCACAAAGGUCUUAUCACUUCAGAUUCAAAACAGAUUCACAUGAGGGGAUAAUAGCAAAAGGGGACAUGUUUGUAUAUGAAAUAUUUGCUCUCUGAAGAUGAGUUAUGUGAAAGGAUAUUUCCUGUUAACUUUAUCUUUUAAGUGUUAAAACCGUUAAAAGACAGACUUUCAGAAAGAGCAGAGGACAGUUAGUGAAUUAUGCAUUUAACCUUCUGGUGUUGUGCGGGCAUUUUAGACCCGAACAAAAAGUUUGGAAAUUUUAAAAAUCGCUACUUCAUUGGAAUUGUAUGACUUUUAUGGCAGUUGCUAUGUGACCAAAAAAAAAAAAAAAAAAACCUUUAUUCGAAAACUUGUGUUGUUCACAAUCUACAGUACACCCAAUGAAGGGGUGACACUCAAAAGCCCUGUAUACUUCUUUUUUAGGCGUGCCCUAGUGUAUGUGCACAGUCGAACGCGCAGCCUUGCAAAGUAUACUUCAUUCGAGUCGUACGCAUACACAGUCGUUCGAUGCAUGCGCAGUUUUGAGCAAUCUCUUGCCAUGAGUUACAACCCAUAUAAACAUCUUUAUAUUCUUUCAUGCUAGAGUUGUACAAAUGAGGGUACUUUCUAACCUCUUCGCACAAUCUGUCAUCUAUGUAGGCCUCCAUCGUUGCUGUAGCUUGCAUGCGUUCCGGUCUGUUCUGUUUAUGCAGUCUUUCUUUGACUACCUUGUGAGGCGACAGCCCCAAGGCACGGUUGCCACCUUGUGGAUAAACUAAUUACUGCAAAUUUUUGCAAAUGCGUAAAAAUAAAAUCAAUAAGUCAGUCCCAAUGCAGUAAAAAAAAUAUGGACAAACUCACUCACUUACACACACACAGAUCUAAACCUUGACAAAUGUAGUCUUUGUGAAUGUCUAAACAUAUAUUGAAAUCCACAACUUAAUAAAAAUAAGUAUUUAUGUCUAAAAACAACUAGAAAUUUAUAAGGCUUUUUAUAUAGAGCUAUAUAGGAAUCUAGUGGUUACACCAUGGCAUUACAGAUGUUUUUCUUUUUUUACUCCCACCAGAUGGCACUAAUCAGCCUUCAAAAAUUGGAUUUUAAAGGCAUAGUCUCUAUUUUAACAUGAAAUACAGCUUUAAUUGAAAAGUAAUUAAAAAAAUUAGAAACAUUUUUGUAUUAUUUUCAAUGGUACAAAUGAUCAUAAUUAUUGCAUAAAUAUUAAUUAGUACCAUGAAAUUCUCUAAAAAUACAAAAUAAAAAAGAAAAAAAUAUUAAUCAACAAAAAUAUAUUACAUUGAUUUUACUGAAAAUACAAAAAAGUUUCAGGUGACCGGUCACUUUUGACUGUAAACAACACAAGUGUGACCCCCAAAUGAACAAUACCAGAGGGUUAAGCAACUUAUAUAGUUAAACAUUACAAAUGUAUUUUUUUUUUUUUCUUUUGGGAUGUGGAAAUUAACAGAGAAAUAUGUCUUAAAUAUAGCAUCUAAUACUUCAUGUUUGUCUUAUUGUAUUGAUGUUCUUCUGAUCACAUGUGUGAACUAUGACUAUUGCUCUCUGUCUGCUUUAAUUUAGGACAGUUGUUUCACAUCUAUUUUGACUAUAUUUGACUGUCAAACACAUCUAUUAUGCAUUAUUCAAAUUUAUUAUCAAUAUGCACCACAUUCUACAGAUAAAAUCCAUCACUUAUCCAAUACUUAUGCUAAACAAAACUCUAGCCGUUUUGUUGUAUAUUAUGUUUGAACUAUAUGUUUUUAAAAGAGUGAAAAUAUUUUGUCCAAUUUGCUGAUUAGCAGAAGUGUUAUUUCACAUUUGUACUAUCAAUGGCUAACAGAGUACAGACGUAUGUAUUUUUGUGAAAAUAAAUGUUUUGCCACAA
Messenger RNA from Ctenopharyngodon idella (grass carp), 2956 nucleotides. RefSeq names its product tumor necrosis factor receptor superfamily, member 18 (gene tnfrsf18). The record is from RefSeq and is a predicted model, not a curated record. Gene Ontology annotation, biological process: positive regulation of cell adhesion; negative regulation of apoptotic process. Gene Ontology annotation, molecular function: tumor necrosis factor receptor activity; protein binding. The transcript has 6 exons. Gene Ontology annotation, cellular component: plasma membrane; external side of plasma membrane. NCBI's taxonomy places the organism in Eukaryota, Metazoa, Chordata, Actinopteri, Cypriniformes, Xenocyprididae. Bases 147 to 917 code for a protein of 256 amino acids.